CACCCCCGUAGACCGGGGAUGCGCGUCCCGGUCCCUCCAUCCCCCGGUGCCCUCCCGGGACGCCUCCGUAUCUCUUUCCCAUCUCCGGGUCCACGCACCAGCCCCGGUCCCCAUCCCCUCCCGGGCCAUGUCCUCUACUGCACCCCUGGUCCCCUCCCGGUCCCCAUCCUCUCCCGGUCCGUGUCCUCACGGGCCCCCCCGCCCCGGCCCGUGCCGUGUCCCCCGCUCCCGGUGGCGGCUCCAUCAGAACCAUGGAGAGGGCAAGAGGGACGUGCGGCCGCGCCCGGGGCACCGGGGCUGCACCGGCCCCGCUCAGGGCCCCGGUCCCGGUGCGGCGAGAGGUGACGGGGAUCCCGGCCCGGUGCGGGAAGGUGGUGGGGAGUCCCGGACCGGGGGGCUCCCGGUGUGGCAGGGCAGGGGGGUGCGGAGCCGUCCCGUUACCCCACCGGUGCGCGACGGGAGCGUGGAGCCAGCGCAUUCCGCCAGGAGGCGUCGCGGCGCAGCUCCGGAGCGAGCGCGUCCACACCGGAGCCGGGAAAACCGGAGCGAGGCGCAGCGCAGGGACGAGGGCGCCACCGCGUGGCGCGGAAGCGGCACCGCCGCACCGUCAGCCCUGGGGGGCCUCGGGAGGUCCCGGAGCAGGGGGGGUGGCCCCGUCGAGUCCCGGUGCGGGGGUUUACCCGCCGAGGUGGCACCACCACGCUCCGGUGUCACCGACGCCCCGCGGAAGCCGCGGGGACGAGAAGCGAAAGCGGGAGGCGGUGCUCGGGCUCCCUACACCGGGUGUGUCCCCCCCUCUCUCCGGGAUCCCUCGGACUCCUGGGUCCGCCUCGCACUCCAGGGUUCCCCCAGCACUCCGGGCUCCGGGGCCGAGGGGGUUAAGGCGGCGACGUGACGUGUCCCCUCCGGCCCCGCCCCACGGGCCGCCCCGCGCGAGCUGUCAGCGGCACCGGGCCCGCCCGGCCAUGGCAGGGCUGCUGCAGGCGCUGGUGGGGGCCUCGGAGAAGGCGGGGACCAUCGCCCGGCUGUGCCGCGCAGAGGAGCCGCUUUUCCAGCUGCUGGUGGCUGAAAAAAGCGGCACCGACAAGAACAGGAGGUUCCUGCGGGACUUCAAGACGCUGGCGGACGUCCUAAUCCAGGAGGUCAUCAAGCACGACCUGGGGAAGGAGUUCCCCGAGCUGCAGGGCCACAUCCAUGGGGAGGAGUCAAAUGAGUUCAAGAACAGGCAGGGGGACACGGUGGUGGUGCGGGUGUGCGACACGCCGGGUGACACUGCGGCCCUGCUACUCUCCGUGCUGGAGCCCGAGCGAGAGGCUGCCGAGCUGCUGGCAGCUGCCGUGCACCAGGAUGUGACGCUUGGGGAUGCAGAGCUGGCCAGCGUGGAGCUCAGCAUCCCCCCCCAGGACCUGGCCAUCUGGAUAGACCCCAUCGACUCCACCAAUGAGUACAUCGGGGGGCACGAGGACGUGGCCCCCAUCGACGGUAUCACCCCAGCGGGGCUGUGCUCGGCGCUAGUGCUCAUUGGGGCCUACGACCGGCAGACGGGCUGUCCUGUGCUGGGCAUCAUCAAUGAGCCCUUCUACCGUCGGGACCCCCUGACCCACAGGUGGCAGGGGAGAUACCACUGGGGCGUUGCAUAUGGGGACACGCAGCUGAGCUCUCUGAACCCCCCGCCGCCGCGCCCCACACCCUGCGUCGUGCUGAGCCGGGCGGAGGGGGGACCAGUGCGAGCGGCCCUGGGUCCCCUGUGCGGUGACCGCCUGUGCUUCGCCGCCGGUGCUGGCUACAAGAUGCUGUGUGUCAUCCUGGGGCUGGCGGAUGCCUACGUCCUCUCCGAGGGCAGCACCUUCACCUGGGAUGCCUGUGCCCCCCACGCCAUCCUGCGUGCCCUGGGCGGGGGUGCGGUGGCCCUGGCGGGGGCCCUGCAGGCACGGAGGGCGGGGGACACCAGCCCUCCCCCUGAGCUGGUGUACAACCGCCCGGUGCAGGGGGCGGUAGGGGCCAAGCGCUGGGCAAACCAGGGGGGGCUCGUGGCCUACAUGCACCCCCAGCACUUGGAGGCUGUGCUGGCCGCGCUGGCCACUGUGCCCGGGCUCUGAGCCACCGGUGGCUGGGACCUGGGGUGAGGGCAUGGGGUGGCAGGGACCUAGGGGUGCAAGGGUGUGGGGAGACUGCGAACAGGGGGGGCUGGGAUUGUGGGGGCAAGACAUGGGCUGGCAGGGACCAGCAGACGCAGAAUGUCCAGGACCCUGGGGUUCAGGGUAUGGGGUGACAAGGACCUUGGGGUGCAGGGUAUGGGGUGGUUGGGACAGGGUGGCAGGGAUCAGGGUGGGCAUGACUUCGGGGUGCAGGUUAUAGGGUUACUGGGACCCUGGGGUACAGAGUAUGGGUGACAAGGACCCCAGAGUGCAGGGUAUGGGGUGACAAGUACAUCGAGGGUGACAGGGACUGCGGGACAGCUGGGACGCCGGGGUGCAGGCUCCCGGGGUGCGGGACGGGCUGUCAUCUCUGUGUCCCACGCACUCCCGGCGCGACACCCCCAUGUCCCCCAUUAAAGUGUCUCCCUCGC
This is a messenger RNA of Columba livia (rock pigeon), 2569 nucleotides long. RefSeq names its product inositol polyphosphate-1-phosphatase (gene INPP1). The coding region runs from base 252 to 2099 and encodes 615 amino acids. The transcript has 6 exons. Gene Ontology annotation, molecular function: inositol-1,4-bisphosphate 1-phosphatase activity. Gene Ontology annotation, biological process: phosphatidylinositol phosphate biosynthetic process. The record is from RefSeq and is a predicted model, not a curated record. NCBI's taxonomy places the organism in Eukaryota, Metazoa, Chordata, Aves, Columbiformes, Columbidae.